Messenger RNA from Lindgomyces ingoldianus, 1182 nucleotides. Its product is annotated as alpha/beta-hydrolase. The record is from RefSeq and is a predicted model, not a curated record. The transcript has a single exon. Bases 1 to 1182 code for a protein of 393 amino acids. Lineage: Eukaryota; Fungi; Ascomycota; Dothideomycetes; Pleosporales; Lindgomycetaceae. Gene Ontology annotation, molecular function: hydrolase activity.
AUGUCCAUUUCGUCGCCCUCUCCUGCCAAGGUCAGCCUUCCCCCCCUGCCAUUGCCUCCGGGCAUCUCGGAAAACUAUGUCUAUUGCAGCCCCAAUGGCCUGACUGUCCAUAUUCUCGAGGCUGGCUACACUCCUGAACGAAACAAGCCAUUGAUUCUGCUGUGCCACGGAUAUCCGGAACUGGCCUUUUCGUGGAGAAAGGUCAUGCCUGCUCUGGCAGAUGCAGGCUACUACGUCGUGGCUUUCGAUCAACGUGGCUACGGGAGGACCACGGGAUGGGACGACUCCACUUUCGCCAAAACCGACUUGUCACAAUUCACCCCGACCAACCUUGUCCGAGAUGCCGUGGUAUUGGUGAAUGCCUUGGGGUAUCAAGAAGUCCACUGUGUUAUUGGGCACGACUUUGGAGCAGUGACGUCCUCCAUGUGCGCUUGGAUGCGGCCCGACUUGUUUAAAAGCGUGGUUAUGAUGUCGCAUCCGUUCAAAGAGCAUCCUGGACUUCCAUUCAACACGGCGCAUGGAGAGAGCGCUGAGACUACACCUCCAGUGGAUAUUCAAAGAGAACUGGCGAAGCUGCCUCAGCCAAGAAAACACUACAAGUGGUAUAAUUCGACUGCAGUAGCGGCUCUGCAAUGGGCUGUCCCCAUACAGGGUCUCCAAACAUUUCUCCGAGGCUAUCUACAUGUAAAGAGUGCCGACUGGGAAGGGAACGAACCUCAUCCCCUUGAAGGUUGGAAAGCCAGCGAACUAGCUAAAAUGCCUUACUACUACAUCAUGCCAUUACACUUGUCGAUGCCUGAGACCAUUGCCAAAAUGAUGGAGGGCGAAGACCUCAACAAGACUAAACGGUGGAUGUCGGACGAUGAUUUGGCUAUAUAUGUCCAGGAGUGGACACGGACUGGCUUCCAAGGUGGCCUAAACUGGUAUCGGACCGCAACCGACCCAGCCAAGAGGCGCGACCUCGAUCUCUUGGCAGGUAGGAAGAUUGAGUGUCCGGCAGUUUUUAUUUCAGGAGCCAAGGAUUGGGGCAACUAUCAGCAGCCUGGUGCUAUUGAAAACUAUCCAAAAUCUUGCACUCAGUUCAAAGGUGUCAAGUUCAUCGAGGGAGCGGGACACUGGCCGCAACAAGAGCAACCAGAGAAGUUAGUCAAAGAGAUCUUAGGAUUUCUUAAAAGUUUGUGA